AUGCCCGCGGGCCGUCCGGCGAAGCGGGCUGCCGACCCGGCCGCCUCGUCUCCCGGCGACGCGCAGCCCGUAGUUCCGGCUCCGGCCGUCGUCUCCUCCCCGCCACACUCAGUAUCCACAGCCCAGGGCAAGGUCAAGCUACCGCGCAUCGACAGCAAGAAUCAUGAGGACUUUUCCGCCCAGGUGAAGAACCGCUUGAACCAGUACACCCGAACCGGGCAGGCCUGUGAUCGCUGCAAAGUCCGGAAAAUCCGAUGCGAUGCCCUCCCCCAGGGCUGCUCACACUGCCUCCAAUCCAACCUCGAAUGCUACGUCACCGAUCGCGUAACAGGCCGGACCGAACGUCGCGGUUACUUGCAGGAGUUGGAGCGCACCAAGAUGGAGAUGGAGGAGCACAUUCGAGAUCUCGAGAAGGUCCUGGCGAAUCACGGCAUCGAAGUCAAGCCCUGGAACUAUGCGCCUUAUGGCCAUCCGCCUUCGGGAAUUACGUACGACCAGCAAGGCCAUCCGAUUGAGGACGCCGCCGAGAAGGACUCGUGGGCUCAGGUCGGCUCCGUCUGGGUCAGGAAUCAUCAGCACAGGAAGAAGAUGCCCACCACCAAGAGCAUCACCCGCUCCCGAUACGUCUCCCCCCCGGCCGCCCUCCACCUCGGCGUCGGUCCCGACAGCGCCCCUCUGAGCUCGAUCAAGGGCACCCAGCUCACCAUUCUGGGGACCACAAUCGAUCUGACUUCGUUCGACGUGCCCGACAUCGACGAGCCCAGCCCGGGCGCCGAGGUCGCCCAACCGCUGUAUAACAAGUCCAUCCAGGCUUUCUUACAAUCCAUGAUGAACAUCAACCCCCAGCAACGUGUCGACCUCCCGCCGAAGGAAGAGGCCUUCAAAUGCUCGGAAUGGUACUUCUUCAUCGUCUUUCCGUUUUAUCCCGUUCUACACAAGCCGACCUACAUGGCAUUGCUGGCUCGUAUCUACGACGACCCGACCUUCGAGCCUUCGACGCCGGAACUCGUCAUCGUGCAUAUGGUAUUAGCCAUCAUCUACUACCAACAAGCCAUGCGAAGCCCACAAAGCGCCGUCGACGCCAACGACAUUUCGAACCGCCACUACCACUACGCCGUCGGCAAGUUCUUCGAGCUCGCUUCCCUCCCUUCUGUGACGGCGGUCCAAGCCAUGGCCAUGAUCGCCGCUCAUGCCCGUAGCUUUCCCAAGCCCGGCGUCGGUUCUCUCGUGACCAGGAUUGCCAUGCAUCGCGCCAUUGACCUGAACCUACACCGAUCCAUCAAACGCCCCGGAGAACCGACCGACCUGAACAACGAGAUCCGCAAGCGCACUUGGUGGACGAUCCUUGCCGUCUCGGUCACCCUGGAUGGUCGUCUAGGUCGGCCCAUGCCCAUUGCGGUGGAGGAGUACGACGUGGAUUUCCCGGAAGCCAUCGCCGACGAAGCACUCACCGAGGACGGCGUCGAUACGGCGUCGAAGGCCCAGUGCACGUACCACGUCGGCUUGGCCGCGCUCCGAAUGACGCCGCUGUUCAUGGAGAUGUACUCCAACAUCUACUCGCCCAAGAGGGAACCCAACAACUACAUACCGGUGGUUCGGGCCUUGGAGGAGCAGUUGGAGCAGUGGAGGGCCGAUCUCCACGAGUCCCUGUUGUCGCCGGGACCGGGCGGCGAGAAUCAGAUGUACCAGCUCUACGUGCAGAUGGUGGAGACGGAGUUUCGGCUCUGCCUGCGUCACCCUUCGGUGGCCAUGACCAACGACCCCAAGAUGUGCGCCGAGAACGCGCGCAUCUGCGAGGAGGCGGCGGCGAAGAUGCUCGACGUGGUCCGAAGCCUGGACAAGCUCAAGUGUCUCGACCUGACGUGGUAUCAGAUGUCCGUCUAUGCGGCGGCCAUGUUCACGACACUGGUGGCACACUGGGAGAGGAGAUAUGAGGCGUCGAAGAGCGAGAUUUCGCAUUUAAAGUCGGACAUGGAGGAUUGGCUGACGGUUAUUCACUCGAUAGCGUCGUCUUUGGGCUCCGGCAUUCUGAUCAGUAGACAGCUGAGGGGCAAGGUGGAAGCGACGCUGCAGUGGAUAGAGCGCGAUCAAAAGACGAAUACACGCAAACUGCCGACCCGACCAGCAGCACCGUCACAAACGCAGUCCGCAACAGCGACGUCAACAGCACCGUCUCCUACCGAGAUCAAAUCCGAGCGACCGGCUGUGACACCACCGUAUCCAGCUCCGGCGCCCGUCUCGGCACCACCAGCUGUGCAUACCAAUGGCGGGCCACCGCCAGCGCCAGCACCAUCGAUGGCUAAAGAUUCACCACCACAACGACAUCAACCCCGACAUCAACAUCUACAUCAUCGGCAGCAUCAUCAGCAGCAGGAACAGCAACAUGAUCAUCGCCCUCCUCCACCCCAACCACAACAGCCACUACCCCCGCCGCCACCGCAACAACAACAACAACAGCAGCAACAUGCCCACUAUUAUCCCGACUCCUCCGGUCACAACGGUGGUCACAGCGGUGGCGGGGCCUAUCAUCACUUGACCUACUCAGAGCCGCCGCCACAGGCUAGCACGAUGGCGCACCCAUCGCCGUACGGGCCAAAUGCCGGCUACAUGUACUCGGGUGGGGCACACGCCCACGCGCACUCCCACGCACACGCACACGCACACGCUGGACACGGCGGCGUGAACGAUGUUUCGUCGGUGGACGACAAUCCCUUGCUCACAUUCGCGUCGCACGCGACGCAGCACGUUGUGGAUGCGGAUGCGAACGCGGAUCCUUUCAUCUGGCGGCAGCCCACGGCGCAGGGCACCAACUGGCAGGAAUGGGCGGCGGCCAUGGCGAACAAUUCGGACCGGUUCAACCCCAAUGCGUUGAUAGGCAUGGGCAGCGUGCCGACGCGGGAUCCGCAUGAUCCUGUGGGCCAGCACGACGGGUCUCUGCCGCCGGAGCUAGCGCCGAUGCCCACGGGACCAGCAACCCAAUGGCCGAUGCUGUUGUGGAGCCAUCACGGACCGGGGGCGGCCUAA
This is a messenger RNA of Sodiomyces alkalinus F11, 3024 nucleotides long. RefSeq lists its product as hypothetical. Gene Ontology annotation, molecular function: DNA-binding transcription factor activity, RNA polymerase II-specific; DNA binding; zinc ion binding. The transcript is spliced from 4 exons. The record is from RefSeq and is a predicted model, not a curated record. NCBI's taxonomy places the organism in Eukaryota, Fungi, Ascomycota, Sordariomycetes, Glomerellales, Plectosphaerellaceae. Gene Ontology annotation, biological process: DNA-templated transcription; regulation of DNA-templated transcription. Bases 1 to 3024 code for a protein of 1007 amino acids.